AUUAUGAAAGGUUCGCCCAAAAUAGUAAACUAAAACUCACUGCCAUAAAGUAAUUUUCUCUCAGAGUACAUUGUGCAUUGUGGAGUAUUAAUUAUGUCCUAUUUGUCGAACUUUACCGCCGAAACUGGCAAAACGAUCCUUAUCGAUGUACUCAAAACAGCCAACCUACCGGACAAUGCGAAAAAACUCUCAGAGGCCAAAGCGAACUCAGGCAAAGAAAUGAUCAAGAUGAUGCAGUAUGUGUUUCCACUAGUGAUGCAGCUUCAGAUUACCGUGAUCAAGGAAUACGGUUUCCCGGCCAAUCGGGAAGGACUAGUGCAGUUCGAGCAGAUAAUCCGUGAGUUUGAGCGCGAGGAUGUGGACAUCGCUCGGCUUCGGUCACAGAUCAGGUCAAUCUAUCUCCCGCCGAUCAACAUUAAUAGUACAAACGACGUGCUGAUUUAAUUCGACUGUAUUUUAAUAAUACGUAAACUAUUUUGCCAAGGACUUUGACUCAUUAUAUUUAUUCCGAUAAAAGCGAAACGUACUGCUAUUUUUCCGUACGCUUUGUAAUAAUAGUGUCUCAGAGCGUUUUUGUACUAAAGUAGAGUUGAGUAAGACUGACUGAUAGAGACGAUUUACAGAGUUGUGAGUGUUCAAAAGACGUUUUAGAAUAAGUUAUAAAUACUAUAGAGUUGCAAUAAACUGCCAGCGUUAACAACAAUAAGAAAUUAGAAUGUUUUAUGUAUAUGUAAUAGAAUUUCGUUUUUUCCAUCGUUUCUCAGAUUGUUUGCUCGGUCAGUAUUAUCUGUUCAAAAAACGUGUCAAUUUCUUCUGUAUUUUUUUUCAUCAAUACAAAUUUUCAUAUAUUCUAUGCGUACUGAUCGGCUACGAACAGCAUUUCACUGAUUUUUGGCCCGUCUCAACCAACGUGUACAACGGACCUUCUGUAGGAUCACGGCGUAGUACCCGCUUCGGAAAGUUAGCUCCGUUGAUAUCUCUUUCCAAUCGAUCCUGGCGGGUUUGGUUGAGCCAAACUUCAUCGUCACUAACAACGGUUUCCAUGCUUCGUAUCAAUUCCUCUUCAAAAACUGGAUAAGUGCGUGAUUUGAUUGAGUGUGAUAGGCCUUGAUAUGUAUCCUUCUGGAGAGGAAAUCAGCAUCCGCCUAUUGAAAUGGCACGCAAAUGGACGCCCUUCUUGUAUGUUCAAAUAAUCCUGGAAAGCCAACUUUUCCCACUGAUGGCGAAUUAGAAUAUCUCGGCAUACGUUAAUUCCUCCAGACCGGUCAUUCCUUGGAGUUGUAAUACUUCUUUCGUCUGUUCAUUCGGUGGACCAUCGUUGUCCAUGAUUGGAAAGCUUCUCAGCUCGCAGGUAAGCCUCCGUGUUCCACUGUGUCUCGCCUGAUUGAGUGCAGCUGGUGAAAGAGAACGAUUUUGAAUUCGUAGUGAUUAAUUAUGUCAGCAUAAUAACGAUGGUACAUAGAAUAAAGAAUAAAAAAUUAUGCAAAAGUAGGCUGGAAUCCGUAUUCUGAUUUUUUUAUUUUCAAUCAAAGCAAACAUUUUGUUUAUGCGAUGCCUUUUCUCACUGAUGAUUAUAACUACAUGAGAGAAGCAGUUAUAAUCACCGGAAGCAAUCAAAAUGAAGCAAGGACCAAUUGCAUCGAGGAUUCCCACAGGAUUGAGGAUAGCUAAAAGCUCUUAUGCCUAUCAGGAGACUGAAGAUGGAGCAAAAAUAGGUCUUCAAUUGGAAAAUAGACAUCGGGAAUGGUUCUCGAACUAUUGCGACUCGAACGAAGAAAGGAUUGAGGAUGAAUCACCACCACAGCUAAUUCCCGACGAGACCCAGGUAUGGUUUUGGAACUACAGUGAUAUGAACGAAGAAUGGAUAGAGGACGAAACACUGCCAAUGUUAGUUCCCAGUGACACACAUCUUGAUGAUGACGACGAAGAUGUAUGUGAUUGGGAACCAAACAACAUGUCCGAAAUUGAAGAUGCCAUUUUUAGGAAGAUAAAGGCCGAGAGAGAGCUCUGGAAAUUGAAGGCUGAGAACGAUAAGCUUCGACAGGAGAAUCGGCGGCUAAAGGCAACGAGAGGAGUGAGCAUCAUUAAUCGUUGGUGCUUUAGCUUCCUCCUUUUGGUUGUUAUGGUUGUUAUGUUACUGCGUUGUGUUGAGUUGUUUUGAUGUGCGUUUUAGCUAUAUUUGAUUCUCUUCUUGUUGCGAAUUGUUCUAUUGUUAUUGCGUUAUUUGCUUUUGUUUUGUUUUUGUUACCAUUUCGUUUUGCAGGAUUUACUUUGGCGUUUGUUAUGAGUUUAGUUGAUUUUUUGAUUGCCUUCGUCUUGUUGUUGAUUGCUUUGGUUUUGUGUUCGUGAUUUGUUUAUUUCCAGUAUAAUAGUAGAAAUAGAUGAUGGGGUUUUGUUGGAUUUUUCGUUGAUAUUUUUUGUUGUGGAGUUUGAUCUUAUAUUUAUAUGUCAAGCAUUUUAUGUCAUGCUUUCAAUUGCAUAUUAGGUUGUUACUAUUUAUUUGAUACAUUGAUUAUAUAUUAUUUAUUUGCUGUGAUUUUUCGGUGAAGAUUUUAAUCAUGUUUUCUUUUCUUGCAUGGACUGCUCUGAGCUGUUGGUCAAGAAAGUUCAAGACUUCAAUUCAAAUAACCACAUAGGAUAUGUGAUACUGUGGACGAGUAUCCCGGCGAAUCCUGAGAAGCGUAUCCUGAGCGUAGGAGCAAAUGACACAAAUGAUAUGUGAUAUGGAAGACCACACCGAUGGAUGGACUUGGACAGAGAUGAACUUCGAUUUAACUUUUAUGUUUAUAUCUUUCAAUUUUAGUUGUUGAAUGGAAAAAAUUUGGACGAAUUCAAAUAUAGU
Molecule: messenger RNA, 2842 nt
Organism: Toxorhynchites rutilus septentrionalis
Lineage: Eukaryota; Metazoa; Arthropoda; Insecta; Diptera; Culicidae
Product: protein C10
Exons: 3
Coding region: 94-444 (116 amino acids)
Biological process (GO): post-embryonic development
Source: RefSeq, a predicted model, not a curated record